Messenger RNA from Gadus morhua (Atlantic cod), 3933 nucleotides. RefSeq names its product ankyrin repeat domain-containing protein 13C. The coding region runs from base 299 to 1873 and encodes 524 amino acids. The transcript is spliced from 13 exons. The record is from RefSeq and is a predicted model, not a curated record. Gene Ontology annotation, cellular component: cytoplasm. Gene Ontology annotation, biological process: protein retention in ER lumen. NCBI's taxonomy places the organism in Eukaryota, Metazoa, Chordata, Actinopteri, Gadiformes, Gadidae. Gene Ontology annotation, molecular function: signaling receptor binding.
UCGUUCUUCCGUACGAGUCAAAUGAUGCGGGAGCCGCUUAUGUUGUACAGCUACCGACAGUUUGGAGAAGAGCAGGAACCAGGCGGUGUUUGUGUUCAAAAGAAACGCCCGGUUAACUUGUUUGCCCUCAUCGUUGUCAUUGUCUAUUUGGAGCAGAAUCGUUGUUUUCAUGUUGUGCAAUUCAGAGUGCUUGUGGAAAGUACCACUGGCAUUCUUGCCAGCGAAUUGCUUCUUUUUUCUGUCCGGAGGGUCAUAUCCGACCACGACACCCUCUGCCUGUCUGUCAAUUGUUUAGAAAAUGACCGGAGAGAAGAUCCGCUCCCUUCGCAAGGACCACAAACCGAGCAAGGAGGGGGACUUACUCGAACCGGACGAGGAGGCAGCCACUGGGACGUUUACCUCGACUAGAACCAGCAGCAAAAGCAGAGCAAGUAAAAUCUUCAGCAAUCACAAGUUGGUCAAAUCGCCAUCAACACAGCAACACCACAAUCAGCAAUCGCAGCUAAAUGCCAACACACUACCAACCACGGGGGAUGUUGUGGACGACAACAACAAGAACCCCAUCAUACGAGCCGGUGUUGAGGACUUUCCAGUGCACGAAUGUGUUUUUAAGGGAGAUGUCCGACGCCUGUCUUCCCUUAUUCGUACGCAAAAUAUAGCACAGAAAGAUGUCCAUGGAAACACACCGUUGCAUCUUGCUGUCAUGAUGGGAAACAAAGAGUGUGCCCAUUUGCUGCUGGCCCACAAUGCACCAGUGAAGGUGAAGAACGCUCAGGGAUGGAGUCCCCUCGCCGAGGCCAUUAGCUACGGAGAUCGACAAAUGAUCACGGCGCUGCUGCGGAAACUGAAGCAGCAGUCCAGGGAGACGGUGGAGGACAAGAGGCCCAAGCUGCUCACGGCCCUGAAAGAGCUGGGAGACUUUUACUUGGAGCUUCACUGGGACUUCCAGAGCUGGGUGCCUUUGCUAUCAAGGAUUCUUCCUUCAGACGCAUGCAAGAUCUACAAACAGGGCAUCAACAUCAGACUGGACACCACUCUGAUCGACUUCUCGGACAUGAAGUGCCAGCGGGGGGACCUGAGCUUCAUCUUCAACGGCGACGCCGUUCCCUCCGAGUCCUUUGUGGUGCUGGACAACGAGCAGAAGGUCUACCAGCGGAUACACCACGAGGAGUCUGAGAUGGAGACCGAAGAAGAGGUAGACAUCCUCAUGAGCAGCGACGUGUACUCGGCCACGCUCUCCACCAAGUCAAUCACCUUCUCCAGGGCUCAGAGCGGCUGGCUCUUCAGGGAGGACAAGACGGAGCGCGUGGGGAACUUCCUGGCAGCCUUCUACUUUGUCAACGGCCUGGUGCUGGAGUCCCGGAAGCGGCGGGAGCACCUGAGCGAGGAGGACAUCCUGAGGAACAAGGCCAUCAUGGAGAGCCUGAGCAAGGGCGGGAACCUAAUCGAGCAGAACUUUGAGCCUGCGCGCCGACCGUCGCUAACCCCCCCGGCCCCCAACACCACAUCCUGGGAGGAGUACAUCAGCGCGGACAACGGAAGGGCGCCUCAUCUGGGCAGAGAGCAGGUCUGCAAAGAGAGCAAGAAGAACUUCAAAGCCACGGUAGCCAUGAGUCAAGACUUCCCGCUGGGCAUUGAAUCGUUAUUAAAUGUUCUAGAGGUAGUGGCUCCCUUCAAGCACUUUAAUAAACUCAGGGAGUUCGUCCAGAUGAAGCUGCCUCCAGGCUUCCCCGUCAAACUGGACAUUCCCGUGUUCCCCACAAUCACCGCCACGGUCACCUUCCAGGAGUUCCGCUACGAUGAGUUCGAGCAGUCCAUCUUCACCAUCCCCAGCGAGUACAAAGAGGACCCCAGCCGCUUCCCCGACCUUUAACCUCCUCCUCCCACCCCCCCCACCCCCCAUUGGGACAUGUAGAGAACAGGGGGUAGGAAUCCACCUAAACUACGCCAUAUUUAUAAUACAAUGCUUUUAAAUCUAGCAGAAAAAGGGGUUUGAAUACAUUUUGAUAACACUGCAGACUUGUUGGAUGCGUUUCCACCGUUCCUCCACGUUGCAUAGGAUAUGAAUGGAAUCUCGGGAGAUGAGAUUUGGUUUUUUAAGUACGUGCAAUAUUGGUUGACCGUGGAGACUAGGUUAAAAAAAGGGGAUUUUGAUUCAAACAAAUGUAUGAACAACUUAUUUAUUUGUCGGAAUAAGUCAGGAAGUAAGAUUUGAUUCAGGCGUUCUGUAUUGUAAGUAUGUAUGCAAUGUUUUUAAAAGGGAUGUUUGAAAAGCACACAGACCGAAUGAGGGUCACCGUUGACAUCCGAGGGAACUGAAGGUUAUCCUGCAGACGUAGAUCUGUCCAACCCUAAAUCUAUUGAAGUUUCAGUGCUAGCUGAAGAGCAAUCAUGAUUCAGAACUUCAGAGGAUUGUUUACAUGUGCACAAUAUGACCUACAGUCAGCUUUUGACCGAAUGUCAAUCACUGAUGCUCUCUGGACUAAUGCGUUGGCUGUUUGUCAAAUUGCAAUCCACCAAAGCAGAGCAUCAGUAGUUAACUUGCAUUUUAAGGCCCACUCCAAACUAUCAAUGAGACUCAAUAUGUAGUCUGUAUGUGGCAAGUUCUCAAAGGCAGUCUAGGCAUUAGAAGGUCUGCCCUGUAACAAAUCAUGUUACUACUUUUUAUUUGACUUUUAUGUUUGAAACAAUGGUUUUCUGCACUUUUUUUUGGUACUGCAAGAGCAUCUUCUUACUGUUUCACUGGCAUUAAUGGUGACAGUCAAUUUAAUUUAGCAUAACUCUAAACUUUUUUUUUUCUACCCAACUAGAAGACCAUUUAUUUAACAAAUUUUUUGCGUAACAAUUUUGAGAUAGUUGCUGAUGUUCUGUCCUUUCAAAACCUUUGAAUGGGUCCAAUUGAGGUGAUUUCUGUAUAUAGAUGAUAGACAGCAUUCAUUUAUAUCAUCUUUCCAUAACUACUUAUUUACAUCCUCUCAACAUCUGCAGCAAUGUUGAAGAAACGUUAAAAUAAGGAAUAAACUACAAUGCCGUUAACGGUAUCGCCAUUGUAAGAACCGAGCGGGUUGUAUUUAUUGUUUAUACUGUCAAAAGGUUAAGGGAAUGAAUGGUGUUUCGAGUGUUAAACACAACAGUAUUUUUUCCCCUGGACAUUGUCUAAAUACAUGUUUUAUGAUAUUGUUGUGGUCUUCAUUUGUUUUUUUUCAUGGGUUUUAUGAAUUGUGAACAUUAAGAUUCAAAUGUUAUCGGUCUGUUGAUAUCUUUGUAUAAAGACUCUUGUGCUUGUAAAAAAGAAAAGUCCUAAACUGUCUUUUAGCAUUAUGAAUAUUUUGUUAAUUUCACCACUUCCUUCUCAUCUUUCCUUAUUGUUUUAAAACAUACUAUGCUGGAUACUGUAGUGGUGCAAACGCCACUACCUGUCAGUCAAUUCCAUACGCCUUUUAAACAGAGGUCACAGGUGUAAUUGUAGGGGCCAACACAGGUGUAUUGCAUGAUGUAAAUCAUGUGCACUGGCAUGCCUACAGGCCCAUAGUUAACCUGAUGAGCUACACCACGCCAUGCACUAAUCCUGAUCAACCUAGGAUUCCCGGGCAGCACAAUCUCUUAUUUAUAGUAGAAAGUGUUUUUGCAGUUGAAAAUGUAAACGACCCAAGUAAAGGUUGAUUUUAUUCCAUUAAGGCCUUGGGAGUGUACAUGCCGGUAUGAUGCGUUCCAUAAACGAUCCAGUUAAAUUUUCCCUUCUACUGAUAAGCACAGUAGUUUUGUAAUAAUUGGGCCUCAAGGCAUCUGCAUGCCUAGUAUUAUUUUCAUUCCCCAGGAUCAACUGCUUAGUUCUUUGGAUUGACUUCACACCAAAUGUACAGCAAGCAUUGUAUAUCCCUGCCACUAUUUUCAUAAGAAAAACUUAAAUAAAAAUCCACAUAUCUAAAUUGA